Mizuhopecten yessoensis (Yesso scallop) is the source of this 2717-nucleotide messenger RNA. RefSeq names its product tubulin delta chain-like. Gene Ontology annotation, molecular function: structural constituent of cytoskeleton; GTP binding. The transcript is spliced from 7 exons. The record is from RefSeq and is a predicted model, not a curated record. Lineage: Eukaryota; Metazoa; Mollusca; Bivalvia; Pectinida; Pectinidae. Bases 157 to 1506 code for a protein of 449 amino acids. Gene Ontology annotation, biological process: mitotic cell cycle; microtubule cytoskeleton organization. Gene Ontology annotation, cellular component: cytoplasm; microtubule.
CGGCGAUGAUGUUCAAAGCUUCUGAACGACGAUGAUAUGUGCUUGUUUUCAUUGGUGAAGUCAGUUUGAUUGGAACAGGUGCUGUCAGAAGUGCUGUGAUGGGGAUGGACUUGACCUUGCUGCUUGACCCUUGACCUUUUGGAAAUAACUGUCAGGAUGUCUGUCAUCACAUUGCAGCUUGGCCAGUGUGGGAAUCAGAUUGGAGGUCAGCUCUUCCAGACCUUCAUGGAUGAUAUCCUCACCAAACCCUCACAAACACAGGUACCUCCUGAUAAAAAUGAGACCUACAAAGACGAGGUCCUGUCUCGGUUUUUCUACAAGGAUCAGAUGAAAGAGGGUCUUCCUGAAGCAAGGGCAGUAAUGGUUGACAUGGAGCCGAAGGUGAUAGCCCAGAUAUGUUGUGAUGCCAAGAAGUCAGGCCAGUGGGUGUACCCAGCUAAACAACAGCUCUGUCAGCAGAAAGGUUCAGGAAACAACUGGGCACAUGGUUACUGUAUCCACGGUCAAGGUCAGGAGGUCAAGGUCAUGGAGAUGGUCCAAAGAGAGGCUGAGAAGUGUGACAACCUUUCAGGUUUCUUGUCGCUGAUGAGUGUGGCUGGAGGUACAGGAUCGGGGGUAGGGGCGUAUAUAACGGAGUGUAUUAAGGAUGAGUUUCCUCACGCCUUCCUCCUCAACCAGGUGGUGCUUCCGUACAGUAUGGGCGAGGUGAUCGUACAGAACUAUAAUGCCGUUCUGACUCUGUCACACUUGUAUCGUAAUGCUGAUGCCCUCAUCGUCAUGGAGAACGACCAUAUCCAGAAGAUCUGUUCACAGCUGCUGGACCUCAAGAAGAUUUCCUUCCGCGACAUCAACAAUGUGAUAACACACAAGCUGGCUAGCGUACUACAGCCAGUCUGUGUGGACAAGUACCCCGGCUACUCCUGUCAGAACACUCUGGGAGAGCUAAUGGAACACCUGGUCCCCCACAGUGAUUACAAACUGUUGACGGUGAAGAACAUCCCUCAGAUGUCCGAGGCGGCCAUGACUUUCUCCUCCUAUCAGUGGCACGGCCUGCUCAAACACCUGCGACAGAUGCUCAUCGCUGAUGCAGCCAUGGAGGAGGGCAUUAACUGGCAAGUCAAGUUAGGAGAUGAAACGCCUCGGGGCAGUAGUCGCCACAACCGGUCCCUUGCAAACUUUCUGGUUUUGCGUGGUAAGGAUGCAGGGUCGGUGGACACCUCGAUGUUUGCUGACCCUACCCUGUAUGCCCCCUGGGUACCAUCAGGGGCCUGUCUCCUCACCGGUGCUCAGCCGCGUCUGUUCAGCAACUACGAGAAGAGUGCCUCUCUUGUGUCCAACAGCCGGACACCUGUACAGACUUUGGACCGCAUCGUGGACAAAGCUUGGAGCAUGUUCUCGUCACGUGCCUAUGUACAUCAGUAUGUGAAACACGGACUGGCCGAGGAGGACUUCUUAGAUAGUUUUGUGACUUUGGAACAAGUUAUAGCCAGUUAUAACAACUUAUGAUGAAGUUACAACUCAUGGCCAUUAACAAGACAAUGUUUGAAGAGUAACUAGUCAUAGCCAGUUACAACAUCUUGGAACAGUCAGAAAUAAGUAGUAGCCAGUUAAAAUAUUUUUGGACAGGGUAGCAAGUCAAAGCAAGAUACAUCAAGUUACAACAAACUACAUGUAUGACAGAGUUACAAGUCAUUGCAAGCUACAUAAAAUAACAACAAACUACAUGUAUGACAGAAUUACAGAUCAUUGCAAGUUACAUCAAGUUACAAGAAACUACAUAUAUGACAGGGAUACAAGUCAUUGCAAGUUACAUCAAGUUACAACAAACUACAUGUAUGACAGAAUUACAGAUCAUUGCAAGUUACAUCAUACUUCAUGUAUGACAGAAUUACAGAUCAUUGCAGGUUACAUCAAGUUACAAGAAACUACAUGUAUGACAGAGUUACAAGUCAUUGCAAGUUACACCAAGUUACCAGAAACUACAUAUAUGACAGGGAUACAAGUCAUUGCAAGUUACACCAAGUUACAACAAACAAUGAUAGAGUAAUAUAACAAGUUAAAGCAAGUAGAAUAGGAAAAAAUACGUCAGUUUAACGACUAAUAGCCUGUGGGUGGUCAGGUGGCGCAGUGGAUAGUGCAUUUGCCUUUCACCAAGUCUGCGGGAGUUAAAAUCCCUGAUUUGACUUAAAAUGGUAUGGGAUUACCAGCCCGAACACUUGGGAUUUUUCUGGGUACUCUGAUUUCCUCCCACAUAAAGACAUAUAGACCCUCCCUGCGCUUACAUCGGAGCCAGAUUAAUAUAAGUUGAAUGAAAUUGUUUCAUGAUUGUUGUAAAAUAAUUUACAACAAGCUACAUUGUAUGGCAGUUAUAAUUCACUUCUAUUACUCCAUUUGAUGAGGGGUUUGGGUGGGACGCUUCCAUUGUGCCAUUUGAUUGGGGAGGGAGGGCUCUUCUAUUCUUCCAUUUACUGGGAGGAGGGAGGGGGGGCGGGGAGGUAGGCAUAUAGAGUUCCCAUUAUCCGUCCUGUCAUGACUGUAGCGACUUCCUUUCUUAACAAAGUUUAUACAAAGGUAAAGUAUGAGAAUACCUCGUACGAGUUUAUAUUUCAGAGUUCCAAAGUCAACACUAAAAAUGCCGAUGCUGUUUAUAUGUCAUCAACAGAGCCAAGGGGGUAUUAAUGUCUUUAGAUGUUUGCUUGUCCUGUCAUGACUUUAGA